CAAAAAACCUGAUAUCGACAAUGAUGGAACAUGAUAACAUGGACAUUACACCAGUGCAUACCCCGGGAUCUGUGUCUGCAGUUACACCCCCUUCCACGCCGACAGUGAGCGUAAACCAUCCCUCCUUUCCGACAACGCCGACUAUGGUAUCGUCCCACAAUUCAUCGUCGAAGCGAGUGACGCCAGGAAUGGCUUGUCUGGUGUGCGGUGAUGUCAGCAGCGGCAAACACUAUGGUAUCUACGCGUGUAAUGGUUGCAGUGGCUUCUUCAAACGGAGCGUGCGCAGAAAACUCAUAUACAGAUGCCAGGCCGGUACUGGAUUGUGCACUGUAGACAAAGCCCAUCGCAACCAGUGUCAGGCAUGCAGACUGAAAAAAUGUAUGCAAACUGGCAUGAAUAAAGACGCUGUACAAAACGAGCGCCAACCUCGAAACAGCAGCCAAGUACGAAUCGACUGUGCUCCCCUCGUCUCCGCCACGGGAGACAAUCCGGAUAUUAUACCGAGUCCGAAUCGCGAGCCCACAUCGUCCACUGUGAUGACGCCACAACACCAGAGAUCCUCAAGCCCCGGCACGAACCAUCGAUUUAUGGCCAGUCUCAUGACAGCUGAGACAUAUGCCAAGCUGGAGCCGCAAGAAGCUGAAGAAAACAUCGACGUUACAAGUAUCGAUCAAGAACAGGAAAACGAACUUCACCGCCGACAUUUUUGGAACGGAAAUAUGAACACUCGAGAUAUACCGACGGUUUACCCGAAUACCCAAGAAAACAUAUAUGAGUCAUCGGCAAGAUUACUCUUCAUGGCUGUAAAAUGGGCUAAAAAUCUACCUUCGUUCUCGGCACUGCCGUUCAGGGAUCAGGUAAUUUUGUUAGAAGAGGCGUGGAGCGAACUCUUUUUACUGUGCGCCAUUCAGUGGUCCAUGCCGCUGGAAUCGUCGCCGUUAUUAGUUGCACCAGAACAGAGCCAGGCAACUCAACUGAAUGGGAAAACCGCGGCUAUGCUGUCAGAUAUACGUGUGUUACAAGAGAUUAUGGCUAGAUUUAAAGCCAUGAACGUCGACCCAGCUGAGUUUGCGUGUAUGAAGGCAAUCGUGCUUUUUAAACCAGAUACUCGUGGACUCAAAGACCCACAGCAAGUAGAAAACCUUCAAGACCAGGCACAAUUAAUGCUAGGACAACACACAAGGAAUCACCCAACACAACCGACAAGAUUUGGAAGACUUCUGUUGAUGUUACCAUCGUUACGGUUUGUCACGCCAAACAGGAUAGAAAAUUUGUUUUUUCACCACACCAUCGGCAACACUCCCAUGGAAAGACUUCUCUGCGAUAUGUUCAAAAAUUAAAGCUCGUCGGUGGAGGCGCUAUUUGUCGAACAAUGCCGAUUCAAGCCAGGACAAUACUCAAACGGAGUCGAACGUACACAAUCUCCGAUCACAGAUAUUUACACCACGGUACUAAUGGACGUUAUGUGUGAACGGACUUCGAACGAGUUGAUGUUUCACCAAAUCCAUCGCGUGGUGUACCCUAUGUUGAAUGUGACGCAGUUUGAACAAUUCUGAAGACACGAACGGCAGAAUAGAAAGAAGAUUGUCUCAUUUCGCACCAUAAUUACAUGGAUAAUCCUUCACAACUAAACAAUGUAUAUAUUUCUCAUGAACUCAUCCACAACUAGAUUAGCCGGCACUACAACGCACCCCAACAACGUGUUUUCCCCAUCACGAUUCAAGCUCAGUUUUUCGAGCUUACGUUUUGCUGUUUUGCCAGUCUGUGUGCGUGUGUAGAUGAAUCAUCCAUAGUCACAUUUGCAGACAGUUAUAAAAUACAGUCGAUUUGAAUAUAUGAAAAAAGCCACCAGAUUAUGUUUUGUCAAUAUUAUUUUAUUCCUUGCCUCUCGUUGAAGAGUUAGUUUACAUAUAGUGAGAGACGGUGGUCGUUGAGUCCCAUGCGACCUAUACGACGUGUACAUACAUAGUUUGUUUACACAAUAUUCGAACAAGCGCUGCUUUACGACCAGCGACCAUUAAAUCGAUUAUGUUAAUUUCUAAACAUGUUUAUCAUUUUCAAGAUUUGAAAAUGUAUUUCAAAUUUUCUUGAUGUUUGUAAAAAAUUGUGCAAUGUAUGCAAAGAAUGUUUACAUUAGUAUAUAAUUUAGUAUUUUCAACCGAAUUUUAAAGUUGAUCGAAUUUGAAAUAAGUUUGGCUCCAAGAGCAAAUACACCACAGAGCGGCGGCGGCUCACAGCGCCCUCUUAAGUCUAAUAACAAACUUUUCAUUUCAAUUUUAAAUUGUCUAUUUUGAGUAACUUAUUAACCAACAUACUAUUUCAGUGUAUGGUAUUCUAACCAGGACGCAUGAUGGAUAUUGAUAUUUUUAAUAGCGAUAAAAUAAUUUUGAAAACA
Molecule: messenger RNA, 2395 nt
Organism: Saccoglossus kowalevskii
Lineage: Eukaryota; Metazoa; Hemichordata; Enteropneusta; Harrimaniidae
Gene: pnr
Product: photoreceptor-specific nuclear receptor protein
Biological process (GO): regulation of DNA-templated transcription
Molecular function (GO): zinc ion binding; DNA-binding transcription factor activity; sequence-specific DNA binding
Source: RefSeq, marked provisional